Ostreococcus tauri is the source of this 3357-nucleotide messenger RNA. RefSeq names its product unnamed product. NCBI's taxonomy places the organism in Eukaryota, Viridiplantae, Chlorophyta, Mamiellophyceae, Mamiellales, Bathycoccaceae. The transcript has a single exon. The record is from RefSeq and is a predicted model, not a curated record. Bases 1 to 3357 code for a protein of 1118 amino acids.
AUGUCGCGAGGGACGUUUAAACCGCUCUCGUGCGCGAACGGUCGAGACCGGAAAGCGUUGUUGGCGGAGUGGCGAGCGAAACACUCCAGGCGACGCGCGAGCGCGGGCGUGGACGCGAACGAUGGGAUGCGCGCGGAGAGAUGGACGGUGGAGCACGGAGAGGGAGAGAGGAAACGAGAGACGCGCGCGGGAGGGGCGAGCGUUUCGUCGCCGGGCGCGGAGGGAAAGGGGAGUGUGUCGGUGACGACGACGCCGACGCGGAGCGCACGAGACGACGAAAAAGGUGAUUUGAUACGGUUUGAGGGCGCGACGACGCCCGAGGAACGAAUCGGGACGCUCGAGUCGAGGUUGGUGUCGACGAGCGCGGACAGAGGGGGACAACGCGGCGCGUCGACGAGCGAGAAGACGCCGAACGGGCGGCGAGCGGGUUCUUCGUAUUUCUCGCUCUCUGGGACGUCAAGACGGGGAGAGAUCGAUACCAUGCCCUCUCCAGCGGUUCGAGCGAGACUGAAGGCGGUGGAAUUGGAGAAGGAACAUCUAGCCGCGCUCGCUUCGAAACUGCGCGAAUCGCAAGAGGAGGCGGCGGAGAGAAUGCACGCGGAGCGAAAGGAGGCGGAGGAGGCGAAGAAGAGUAUGUCCGACCGAUUGCAAAAAUUAGAAUCCGACAGAAACGCGCUCCAGCAGAACAUGGCGGCGUUUCAAGCGCAGGCUCAGGCGCUGUCAAAGGCCAAGGAGGAGCACUCGCGAGCGCUGCGCAAAGAGAAACGCGCCGCAGAAGCAGCCGUCAGAGCACUCGAGCAGGUGAAAGAGGACGCUGCCACGGCGGUUCAGGAACGUGACUUUACGAUUGCAAAUCAAGCCGCGAUUUUGCAAGAGCUCGAUGACGAGCUCGAGCGCGCUGAGCGCAGUCGGGAGCGAGCCGAGCUCGAUGCUGCGGCAAAGGACAAGCAUCUUGCAAAGUUGAGAGCCCAGCUGGAUGAAGCGAAGCGAGAACUCGAGAUUAGGACGAAAAAUCAGUCUUCUAAGCAAAAUGACGACAGUGGUGGCGUCCGCGCGAGUCAUGAAAAGCUAUUACAGCUCGCUGGACGUGCGCAAGAGGCAGAGGCGGACGCCACUCGUGCACGCCAAGCUGUGAAGAACUUGCAACUUGAAGUUGAGGAGAGGAAAGCUGAGAUGGAGACUCUACAGUGCGAGCUCGAAAAGUGUCUGCAAGAGGAACGUGUUGAACGGCAGCGCGCAGAGGAAGCGUUCUGUGAGAUUGAAAUCGAGCGAAAUACGUUGGAAAUACUCGUGGAGAAGCGCACAUUGGAGAAAAUGGCUCUCGAAGAGCGUCUCGAAGAGGUCACUCAAGAGGCCGAUAUUCUUCGUAUUGAGAUGAAAGAGCGAGACGAAAUGCUUCGUGAGGGUGCACAGUUGAUCGAGGAAAAAGAAGGCGAGCUCGAUACCGCGGUCGCGUACGUCGUUCAACUCCAAGAUCAGCUUGAGCAACUCCAAGCAUCUGGCCUAGAUGAAAACGUAGAAGUUGCUGAACAACUUAAGGCGUUGGAACAGAAACAAGAAGCGAUGCGCUUGGAGAAGCAGAAGGUCGUCAAAUGCAUGCAAGAUGAAAUCGCUGAGCGAGAUGCAUUGUUGUCUGCGAGUAAGGACAAGCUUAAGUUGAAAGAAGCAGAAAUCGCUGCUCUUCAAGCCGAGUACCGCACAAAGACGACCGAGUUGGGUCCACUUGAGAUUGAGCUUCAGAGCUUACGGGAAAAGCUUUACGCCCUCAAGUUCGAGCUGAACGAGAAAAACACGCGGUUAGAGGAAAAUGAUGCGCUGGUGAAGCAGCUCAUGUCCGCCGAGAAGAGGCAGACAGCCAACGUGCGACGACUUGAGUUUGGGCUCGCUGAGCGCGACGAGAAGUUACGUAACUUCAACGAAGAGUUGAACAAUCUCAAAAUAGAGUCCGAGCGCGACGAGAAGGACAUAUCGAAGCGCAUGAAUGAAUUGCGACAGCGUGAAAUCGCGCUAGAGGAGCUCCACCGUACGACCGAAGCGCGCGUGGAUGAGAUUCGUAAGCAGUAUGAUUCCGAGGUUGAACGACUGAAUGCCGAGCUUGCGCAUUCUCAACAACGUAUCAACGAGCUCACUCGAGAGAUCGAACGGUUGAAGAGUGAUACUGUCUCGCAGAAUUCUCAAGAGAUUGAUGCUCUGAAGCAAGAUCUAGUCGAGACGCACGCGAAGUGGGAGGCGGCUCAGGCAGAGAUUGCUACGCUGUGCAACUCCAUCUCUGAGCUCGAGCACCACGCAGAGGAGUCCAACAGUACUCUGAAGGCUGAGCUGGAAAUGACGAAAGGAGAGCUUCAAAGCGCACUCACGGAUGCCGAAGAACAGCGAGCGAGCGCAAACGAGGUCGAAAGCGAGAGUCGCGCGCUCAUGAAGGAGAUGCAAAAGACUUGCGAGGACAUGGAUAACAGGAUCCACGAUUACCAAGAAGUCGUCACGUUGCGUGAAUCUGAGCUGAAAAUGCUCAAGAAGCAACUGCAUGGCAAAUCCAACGAAGCUGAGACCUAUAGGACGAAAGCAGUCAAAGGAACAGAGGUGAUUACCACGCUUGAGAUGGCGUUGAAGACCAAGGUAGACGAGUGCGAACGUAUCAAGGGUGAAAUUGUGAAGGCACAAAAGCAACUCGCCAUGUUCCAACAAGAGCUUAGUUCGAGUAAGAAGGUCCAGAAAGAGCUCCAGGAGUCGUUGAGUGAGUUCCAACUCAGAUUUCAAAAGUCGGAGGAGGCACGUGACGAGCUCGCCGGUUCGUUGAGUCGGCAAGAAGAGUACCACGAAGAGAAAAUCAAGGCGCGUGAGACGGUACAUCAACUCGAGCUUGAAAACGCGGCGGAUGACAUAAGAAGCCUCAAGCGCAAGAUGACCGCUCUCGCCGUAGCGUUGCAGCAACACGUGCGCAUCAACGAACUUGAUCCGGAAGUUGCUUUAUUGGUCGAUGAGUUGGCUGAGGUGACGCAAGUGAUGCCGCAAACGGCCCUGCCGACGCCCACGAUGACGUUCAAUGAGGCGAAGACCAAACCGAAGACUUACCGAAAAACUCCGGCCAAGCCCAAGACGAAUCCUUCGAAUCUGAUCACUCCAGUUCGUCCCGAUGCAUCGCUGAAAGCGAACAUCGAUAAGCUGAACGAGCGCGCCGAUCAAAUUUCUUUCCAUGACUACGCGACGAGGCAAGCAGAGACGGAGGGUGACGUGUACGCGACGCCGGGGAACGAAAACGCGGGGAUUCGUCAGAAGACCGCGGCGGACGGAAAGCGACCACUCGCACCCGUGGCGCAACCUCGAGCUGCGCUCAGCGAUUUAGGGAAUAACGUGUAA